CUUAGACGUCGGUGUAGCAGGUUCUGACAUUUGGUUGUGUGAUGCUUUGGAUUAUAAGAAGUCAUUGAAAUGAAAGAGAAAAUGCCUUACUUUGACAAGCAGUUCGUGGGGGAGAAGAACAAUGGAUUUGCUGUGCUGUAUCAUAACAUGAAACAUGGACAGAUUUCAACCAAAGAACUAGCAGAGUUUGUUCGAGAAAGGGCUGCUGUAGAAGAAGCGUAUUCUAAGGCAAUGUGCAAGCUGUCAAAGGUGGCAUGCAACAGCAGCCAGAUUGGCACAUUUGCACCUAUGUGGGAUCUUUUCCGUAUUUCUUCAGACAAGCUCGCCCUCUGUCACUUGGAACUGACAAAGAAGCUUAAUGACUUAAUUAAAGAGAUCAACAGAUAUGGAGAGGAACAAGUCAGAAUGCACAGAAAGCAAUUAUCACCGGUGUCUCAACUGCUGCCUCAGACCAGUGAAAAUACCUUGAAUAGAGCUAUGGCCAGACUUCUAUCCAGGGUUAAACGGGAACCUGAGCAUCAAAUGUAUUCUGAAAUGGAUCAGGCAGAAAUCAAGUUGAAGAAAGCAGCAGAAUCCUUCAAGAGCUGUGUGGAAAAGUACAACUUUGUCCGUGUGGAGUUUGAACAGAAGAUGAUGGAGGCCUCAGGUCAUGAAAUAACAGAGCAGGCAAAGGAUUGGAAUCACCCCACAGGAUUUUCAGAUACCACCUCCCUCAGAUCUGAAGUUGCAGUACUACCUUCAGAUCCCAAGUUUUCCUCUGGUCUGAAAGGGACCAUUGGAUUUGAGGAGUGCAAUAUAUCUGUCUCUGUGGAAGCUGUUAAGAAGAGCAAGAUUAAACCUUUUCGACUCCCAGGAUUGGGUAAAAAAGAAAAAGACAGCAGCUCUGUAGAGUCUCCAGAUGUGGAUUCAGCAUACUGCCCUGAAGUGGAUGAAGAAGGUUUUCGAGUACGACCUGACGUCAACCAGAAUAGUGAAAAAGAAAAUCAUUUCUACUCGUCGAGUGAUUCUGACUUUGAUGAUGACGAACCAAAAAAAUUCCACAUUCACAUCAAACCUGCCCAGCCACAAGAAGAAUGCCGCAAUCCCACAGCCUAUGCAGAGGAGCUGAAAGCUACUGUAGGGAACCUGAUUCUUCCUCCAAAUCCUGUGUGCACAGUGAAAAGACAGUUGUCAACUAAUAAACCUGCAAAACUCCAACUGUCAGUUUCCUGUCCUGCAUCAAACGGCACCGCAAAUGAAUUAAGCACUGAUUUGCAGCCUUUAGAACCACUGUUUGGGCCUCCUUUAGAGUCUGCCUUUGAACAAGAUUUUUCAGUGACACACAGAACUGUUCUGCAUUCCAGUCCAUCACCUUUUUCUUCAUCUCCAGAAAAUGUGGAGGACUCUGGUUUAGAUUCACCUUGUCAUGCUAUCAUCGGACCAUUUACAGAUGCCAGACCAUGGUCUCCAGGGCCAAACACACCCCAAAGUCCUGUAAUCAAAAAUAGCAUAAACGUCUUGGCACAUUCCAAAGAAGAUCCUUUUCUUGCCAGUAUGUACAGCCACUCGAGCACAGCAAAACCUACAGAGGAUCUGAAGCCCUGGACAUUUAGGCCUAGUACACCUCCCAAGUCUAAUUCAAGUAACGCAACAUUGCCUUUUCAGCAGUCUCAGGGAGAGUACUUCUUGGCAGCUUUCAGUAAGCCAGAGGAAAUUUCUUUGGAGCAUUCAGAACCAUGGGUUUCAAAGGUAUCCGGGAACAGUGCAUGCAACAAUACCUCAAAGCGUUGCCGAAGUAGCCAUCAAACGGAUCCCAUACUCAAGACAUUUAGUGAUAACUCUGUUCCAUCAGUUCCACCUAAGGAAAGUUUAAGAACAUUGUCAUCCAGGUGUGAGAGUCCUAUAACAAACAGCACUUUAUCAUUUCUGGGAAAUUAUGGGAAAGAGACCCUGCCUGUUUCAGUGUUAGACUCUAAGAAUGUCGAGUCUUUUAAAGAAGACACCACUUCUGAUACAGAACAUUCUUGUUCUUCUGUGGCAAGAGCUCCAGUAACACAUGCAGAAUGUAGCUCAGACCCUUCAGGCAAAGUGUGUCACUCUAGUAGCACACCUUUGGAUAACGCGUCUAACUCAGAACCUUCAAACCAGUCUGAUGUGGACAUAAAUGACAGACAAAGUCCAGUAGCAGUGCCUCCACGUCGAUUUAAAUCAAAACGCUUAUCUACAGGACAGCUAAAUGGGUGCGCUGAUCAGUCCAGGUCACUGAGCCCUUCUCCAGGGUCUUCUCCUUUGCCCAGUGAAUGGGGAUCUUCAAUUUCACCACAGCAAGGCACUACACCAGUUACAGGUCUUUCAAGAGGUCCUAGCCCUGUUGUCCUUGGCUCACAAGAUGCCUUGCCUGUUGCCACUGCCUUCACUGAAUACAUUCAUGCUUAUUUUAAGGGUGGUAGUUUUACAAACUAUGCCAUGAAGAUAACUGGAGAACUGACCAUGUCUUUUCCUGCUGGGAUUAUCCGAAUUCUCAAUGGCUGCCCCUCACCCCCUGUCUUAAGCUUUAGGCUAUUGAAGACGUCCAGAAUUGAUCAGUUCCUGCCCAAUCCAGAUCUCCUAUUCAGUGACCCAUCUCAGAGUGAUCCCAACACGCAGGAUUUCUGGCUUAACAUGCAGAGCCUUACUUCACAGCUGCAGAAACAGGCAGAGCUGACCCCAGCUGCUUCUUACUACAAUGUGGGUCUUCUGAAGUAUCAGGUGUCAAAGGCAGACCAAAGCUUCCUACCCCUCAAGCUGGUGGUGCAGUGGAAAUGCAGUGCGUGCGCAGUGCAGAUCUCUGUCAGCUACAAGUAUAAUUCUGACUGUACGGCAGCCCCUACAGCUCUCAGCAAUGCCCAUGUCGUGAUACCAGUGGAGGGAUCCAUCUCCAAUGUACAGCUGCAGCCUCCCGGCAUCUGGAAUGCUGAAAGCAAGAGAGUACUGUGGAAGCUGACUGAUAUUUGUGACUCAUCUGACAGCAAAGGGUCUGGAAUGUUAUUGGCCACCUGGCAGUCUGCAGGGGCCCCCACAGCCCCAUCUGUGGUUGCAGCCCAGUUUACCAGUGAAGGUAACACCCUAUCUGGAGUCGACAUUGAGCUGGCAAGCAGUAGCUACAGAAUGUCCCUUGUAAAGAAGAGAUUUGCUGCAGGUAAAUAUAUUGCUGGUUGUUAAGCUGCUGAGCACAUUCUUUUGAUGUAAAACACGAAGGACGUAAAAGAAAAAGAGUUCUUUUCCACUUUGGAGAAAUGUGUGCUUAUUGUUGCUUUUGAUGACAUUUUUGACUCUUUUAAAGUAAGACUUCAGCAGGAAGCUUCUCUCAGUGGAGGUCAUUGCAUUCCAUCUGUAUCGAGCUUAGUCUAGCUGAAAAAGAGGGAAAACAACAAGAUUAUUUUCAUUAAGCCUACUUAGCAGAAACCUUGGCAUUAAAUACUGCUGACUGAGAACAAAAAAAAUGCACUUGAGUCUGUUUUUCAAGAGUAUUAUUUAAAAUGUUUAAAUCAUGCACUGUCUCCUGGCCCUUGUCCUGUAGCAGGAUCUUGGCCAGUGUAGUGAACUGCAGUGCAAAGAGACUGGUGCUCCCUGUUGGUCAACAUUUGUUUUACUACUGAUACUUGUGCAAGUUACUAUUAUGACAUUGAAAACCUGAGAUUGAAUCUGGUGAUUUAUUUUCUAAAGAAAAGUACAUGCUGAACCCUAGAAACAUUGCACCAGGUCUCUCAGAGGAUAGCUUUUUAUCAACUGACUUGCCUUAAAGUUGUAAAAGUGUGACUGUAUACUGGUGCAGUGUCUAAAAAUGUGUGUGUUAUUUUGUUGUCAAUGAAAUGGGACAUUUCUCAGAUGA
Protopterus annectens (West African lungfish) is the source of this 3850-nucleotide messenger RNA. Its product is annotated as F-BAR domain only protein 1-like. Gene Ontology annotation, cellular component: plasma membrane; clathrin-coated vesicle; clathrin-coated pit. The coding region runs from base 70 to 3180 and encodes 1036 amino acids. Gene Ontology annotation, biological process: clathrin-dependent endocytosis; clathrin coat assembly. The transcript has 27 exons. NCBI's taxonomy places the organism in Eukaryota, Metazoa, Chordata, Ceratodontiformes, Protopteridae. The record is from RefSeq and is a predicted model, not a curated record.